CUCUCGCUCGAACCUGGCCAUGAAACCUGAACUAUGGCCUCCAUCGAGAAAUCCAAGAACGAGGAAGAGCAGAAGAAGAAGAAGAAGAAGAACAAAGAAGGAGCGGUGACCUCCAAAUCUCCCAUAAAAAAAACACUCACAAAAUCACCGAAGCAAGAGGGCGAGAAAGAGAAAAAGAAAAAGAAAAAGCAGCAGCAUAGUAAGACUUCCAAUGGCACAAUAAGCGAACCACCUGAGGUCUUGAUAAUCCCAUCCUCAAGCUGCGACUCCCAGGAAUCACAAGAUGACGACAGAGAAGAAAUUGCAAAGAGAAUCGAGCCCAGUAAUCGAAGCAACAAAAGCUCCAAACCCGUUAAAACCAACAAGAGAAAAGAAAAAGCAGAAGCUGAUAAUGAAGAUGGAGAAGAUGGGACUAUGUGUAGGUUUCCAAUGGCCAGGAUAAAGAGGAUAAUGAAAAGCGAAGACCCUGGUCUGCAACUUAGUCAGGAUGUCGUUUUUCUCGUCAAUAAAGCCACGGAGAAGUUCAUUGAACAAUUUUGCGAGGAAGCAUAUGGAUGUUCAGUCCGAGAUCGAAAGAAUUAUCUUGCUUACAAGCACCUGUCAACAGCUGUUAGUGAGCAGAGGAGAUUUGAUUUUCUUUCAGAUUUCGUUCCUGAGAAACUAAAGGCGGUGGAUGCCUUGGCACAGAGGAAUUUGGUGGAGAACAGGGAAGGAUAGGACCGUGUUAACAUGUGAACUGAGAUUAUAAUCCUUGAAAUUACACAAUUUGCUUGGUAAUUCAUGCUUAUCUCAUAGGCCUUCUCCAUUAGUUUUCAAUUGGCUGUAUAUUAUGGAGCUGAAAGGCAUCAGUUUCUAACAACUCAAAUAGGUUAUUCGCUUUAAUUUCAUAGUAGCCCUGUGUUUUCAAUUGGCAUUGUAUUUUACUGAUGAAAAACAAUUCCUUGUUACAAGGUAGAUUGGUAAGUUAUUUUCA
Messenger RNA from Manihot esculenta (cassava), 973 nucleotides. RefSeq names its product protein FAM133B. The coding region runs from base 34 to 717 and encodes 227 amino acids. Gene Ontology annotation, cellular component: nucleus. Lineage: Eukaryota; Viridiplantae; Streptophyta; Magnoliopsida; Malpighiales; Euphorbiaceae. Gene Ontology annotation, biological process: regulation of DNA-templated transcription. The transcript has 4 exons. The record is from RefSeq and is a predicted model, not a curated record. Gene Ontology annotation, molecular function: protein heterodimerization activity.